AUGACGAUGAGCGAGGAGGAGCUGGUAUCCGUUCUGCACAACAGCAACAGCAAUUUAGUGUGCCUGGAAGGAAUCUUCACGGAGGAUCAAGUGGCCUAUCGCUUACUCGGCAAUUUGCCCAUUUCAAUAUUUGGAAUCCUCACCAACAUCAUCAAUAUUGUUGUUUUUUUGCACGCUGAUAUGAGGCGCAGUUUGGUCAAUUUAUUUCUGCUCUCGAUCAGUGCCACCGACCUGUUACUGCUCAUCUUCAACUUCUUUUUCCUCAUCUUUCCGGUGAUUGCACUGCUCUCGAAAUCAUUCAUGCUCCACGACAUCUACCCCAUCGUACUCAGGUUCAGUUAUCCACUGGCCAGGAUAGCGCAAACAUGUGGCGUUUAUUUAACAUUAUUUGUGUCAGUGCAUCGCUAUCUCGGAGUAUGCUAUCCAUUUCGAGCCAAGAGAUGGAUUACAAGGUUCCAUUUUUUAUUCCUAGAUCGAGCUUUAUAG
This is a messenger RNA of Gongylonema pulchrum, 486 nucleotides long. The record is from the annotation of a GenBank genome assembly. NCBI's taxonomy places the organism in Eukaryota, Metazoa, Nematoda, Chromadorea, Rhabditida, Gongylonematidae.